Parasteatoda tepidariorum (common house spider) is the source of this 4775-nucleotide messenger RNA. Lineage: Eukaryota; Metazoa; Arthropoda; Arachnida; Araneae; Theridiidae. The record is from RefSeq and is a predicted model, not a curated record.
AUGACAGAUGGCAUUGUCGUCCUUGAAGUAACAGGAGUUCACCCCGUAAAACUGCCACAACGUAGGAAGCGCAUUGUCAUCCAAAAUAGUGCAGUAGGCAUCUUGCAUGGGACUAAUGUCGAUGUUGUUCCCUACACGAUAUAUACCGGCGGAGGUUUUUCUUUUUUUCUUACAGCGUCAAUCCUUUACACAGCUGUUGUGAAAGGAAAAGUGGCCUUGCCUUGCGAUAUAUCACCUCCUUCAGCAGAUGAUGGCGUCGCCCUUAUUUUAUGGUACAAGGACGAAGCCCCUUCACCCAUAUACACGCUAGAUGCGCGUCAAGGGACAUUGGAGCAAGCCCGUCAAUCAGCCGUUUCCACAUUGGACCAUCGUGCCUAUUUUAAUAUGAUCAACAGGCCUGCCUUUCUGCAGCUGGACCCCGUUCAGGAAGAAGACGCGGGGGAGUACAGAUGUAGAGUGGAUUUCCAUAAAGCCAGGACAGUCAAUACCGUGAUUACACUAAAGGUUAUAGUUCCACCUGCUGAGCCAGUAAUAUACGACGACGAAAGAAGAAAAGUUAAAGGAAUAAUUGGUCCGUACAACGAAGGGGAGCCAUUAAAGCUUCUCUGCGAAUCAGAUGGUGGAAAACCAAGACCAGCUGUGACGUGGUGGCGAGAUUAUGCUUUGCUGGAUGAUACUUAUACAUUUGUAACUGGUGACAACUCAGUAAGGAAUGAAUUAGAGAUAGAUGAAUUGAAAAGAAAUGACUUAUUAGCAGUUUUACAAUGCCAGGCUUCCAAUAAUAACAUCACUGUGCCAGCAUCUGUUUCGAUAACUUUAGAUGUUAAUCUGAAACCUUUGCUAGUCAAAGUUGAACCUCAUAAGCGGCACGUCUAUGCUGAAAGGGAAGCACAACUUAAAUGCACAACAACUGGUUCUCGUCCGCCUGCUGUGAUCUCUUGGUGGAAAGGUAGUAAAGAGCUAAAAACUGGUCGGACAGAUAGUCAGACAGGCGAUAUGACAAUUAGUUAUCUAAAAUUUAUACCAUCUGUUGAAGAUAAUGGCAAAUAUUUUGCAUGCAGAGCACAAAACCCUGUCAUACCUGGAAGUUCAAGAGAAGAAGGGUGGAAUUUAGAAGUAUUUUAUGCACCCCAAGUAACACUCCAACUGGGAAGUACUUUUCGCCAAGGUGAAGUCAAAGAAGGUAACGAUGUCUUCUUUGAAUGCAACAUUAGAGCCAAUCCAUGGGUUACAGAAAUUUCUUGGUAUUUUGAGGGACGGGAACUUCGCACGAAUACAUCAGCCGGCAUCAUUAUUAGCAAUCAAACCUUAGUACUACAAAAUAUUAACAGAACAAGUAGGGGGAAUUAUAGAUGCUCUGCAACAAACGCUGAUGGAGUGGGUACCAGUAAUGAAGUUUUCCUACGAGUAAAAUAUGCACCAGUAUGUAGCCUAAAUCUUAGAAGAGUAUACGGAGUUGGGAGACUAGAGGCUGUGAGAGUUUUGUGUGAAUUGGAAGCAGAUCCACCUAAUCUAGAAUUUCAUUGGAGAUUCAAUAUAUCAGACAGAAAUCUAGACAUUUCUGACUUUACAUCCAGUGGCAAAGAAAGUGUGGCAACUUAUAUUCCUAGAAGUGAUGAUGAGUAUGGAACGUUAUCCUGCUGGGCUACAAAUGACGUCGGAUGGCAGAAAGAGCCAUGCAUGUUUUCAAUUGUUCCUGCUGGUCCUCCAGAAGCAUUACAGAAUUGCACAGUGGUUAAUCACACAGAAAACUCAAUCCAGGUUGAUUGCAUGGAAGGUUAUAACGGUGGUUUGCCUCAAGUAUUUACAAUUGAGGUUUACGACGUUGAUAUUGGAAAGCUUCGGUCGAAUGUCACUUUGUCACAAUCAAGCUUUACGAUUCAAGGUUUGCCGAGUAACACUGCUUUACAUUUGGUAAUAUACUCAAGUAAUCUAAAAGGAAGAGGACCGCUUUACACUUUAGCGGCAACCACUCUCCAAAGAGCUGAAAAAUUAACAGGAAUGGAAGGCAUUAUCAUUAUUCGACCGGUACUAGGCCUCCUCAUCGGAAUUGUAGUUGCUUUGGUGAUUAUUGCCCUCAUCAUCAUUGUAGCCAUAAAAGUCAAAAAAAGGAGAAAACAGAAAGAUUGCCAAGGUGUUAUUGGACUCUCUGAUAAAUCUCAAACUCCUUUAAAAAAGGAUACAGAUGAUAUGCCUGAUGGAGAAGAGAAGGGUCCAGAUAUAAUACCUGCAAAUAUUAUAAACAGAGCUUAUUACACAGAAGACCCGAAGGAAAAUUCUCCAUCGGGUAGUGCCCUAGCAGCCCGACGUUGGCCAGAAUCACCACCACACGAAUCUAUAGAAACGUCACUAACAACAUCUACAUAUAGAAAGCCUCCUGAAGACAUAACAUAUGUAGAAUUAUCAUUACCAAGGGAACAUCACAGUGUAACGUCUGUAAGGCGGAAAGACCCUCCUACAGAAUACGCAAAUAUAGAUCUUCAUAGCCACUUACAUCUUCAGACUAUUGUUGUUGAGAGGGAAGAAGACGAAGAAAUGGGUAGCAAUACGUGUGAAACCCCUCUCAUGAGCAACAGGCGAGAAAGUGCCGUUUGAACUAGAUCUGUUUUUAUAAGGGACUCAUUUACUACAAACCUCAUAUGCGAGAGCAUAAAAACAAAUAUAUCAAAAUGAACACGAAGUCGUACAGAGCAGCUUGCAAGAAAUACAAAGAGAACUAAGAUGUUCUACUACUUACAGUGUGGUAGCUACAAAAGGAGCAUACAACCACGUGUCUUGGGAAAAAUUGCCACGAGUGAACGUUCGAGAAUAUAUCACCUAUUAUUAUUGUAUGAUUUUUCGAAUGCUUAUUUUACUUGAUUUAUUUCUUGAGUGUUACACGAAAUUUUGGAAAGUUGAAAUUUUCUACGCUAUUAAAAGGAAAAUUAAAACUAUUUUGUCGAGGCUCAGCAGUGAAUUAGGCGAUUUUAUAAUCCACAAUGAAUGAUUAAAUUUGCUUAGUUGAUAGAGAACAUAUGGUAGACAUGAAAAAAAUUAAUUUAAUAAACAAAAAAAUACAGAAGUAAAUAUUUAUUUUCCAAAUUUUAUAUUCUUUGGAAACGUAAAGAACUAGAAAAUCUUCAAUAAGAGCAUUUCCAAUUAUAUUCGAUGGAUCCCUUACUGAAUGUAGCGCUUGAACAUUGUGUUUCUGUUUAUACAGAGCAUAUGCACUUUGUAUUAUUAUUCACAACCCCAUAGUAACUAAAAAAUUAUUCAUUUUAAUGUUUCUACAAGAAAACACUAGCAUCAAUUUUCCUAAUCAAACUAAAACUGCUGCUAAAUCGCCUGAUUCACUGCCACAACAUGAAGGAAAAAAAUUUAAAACAAGAGAUAAAUGUUUUACUACUUUUAAAAUAAAUUGAAUUUAUUUUCUUUCAAUUUAAAAUUUAUAAAGGAUUAUUAACGAAACCGAAUAAAUUUGUUUAGCUUUACGAAAUUUUGGGAAAGAUACAAAAUGAUAUCUAACAAUAGCCUUCCAAUUUCAUAAGUAUGUUUCUUUACAUUGUUUCAGAUCCUUAUCAUUUCAAAAUAGCUAAAACAAGAAAGAAAUUUUAAUCCACUAAUUCUCAUAACAAAUUAAAUUCCACAGAAUAUUGCACAUUCAUAAUACUUAUACAAUAUCACGCUCCAUUUCAUCUGCGUUGUCGGUUAUUUAUUAGAGUAGUUUGUAUUCUUGUUUUUUACUACAGGAAUUAUAAUUUCAAUUUUUAAAAAAAAAACAGAUUAUUUAAAAGAACAAAUUUAAAUAAUUUAUAGACGUUUUAAAAAAGAGUGAUACUUAGGGAAAUCAACCGAAAAUUCAAAAUAAAGCUUUCAUUCUGCUAAAUUUUUAAACAAUAAGAGUGAAUCACAUAAUUAUUACAAUACAAUAAAUGUUGAAAGUUUAGGCGGAUAUUGAAUUUAGCAAUUUAAUAUAUGUUCCAUAUGAAAGAAAAUGAACAUUUUGAUGUAGGAAUCUAAACUUGUAUUUUGCCUUCGGGAUUAAAAAAUAACUUAAAUGUAACGAAAUAUAAGAAUGAAAUUUAUAAUUAUUACAACACAAUAAAAAAUGUAAUUUUAGUGAUUCAAAGAUUUAUAACAUUCGUUGAACGUGAGAAAAAAUCGGAAAUUUGAAUCCGAAUUUUUAAACCCAGAGAAUAUUUAUAAGAUUAUUCCGGUUCUGCUUAUUCACUUUUCCAAAUAAGUAACAAAUAAUAUGGAAUUGCAAACAAUGUUUUGUAUUUUAACAAAUAUUAUUGUUAUUUUAUCCCUUGUGACAACUAUUUUGAACAUAUUACUCAGAUAUUUUUUAAUCGCAGUUUAUUUUAGGGGAUUACAAUUGAUCCUAAUUAAUGUUUAAAAGAAAGUUUAAGAAAAAAAGUAUAUGUGCAAGUGACAACAGAAUAAUAUGAGUAUAAAAUUAUUUUUUUUCAGAAAGUAAUUUAAAUCUUUUUUUCCUUAGGAAAAUAAUUUUUUUUUAAAUUUUAUAAUGUAUCCAUAAAAUUUAGUUUCAUUAUCUCAUUUUCUUUUAAAACAAUUUAUUAACUUCGAAUUUGAAGGCUUCUUAUGUUUAGAAUUAUUCACCAUUUUUUAAUUUAUUUAACCUUUUUGUUAAAAUUUUUACUAAAAUUUAUAAACGUUGUUACAUGACUUGAUAAUCAGCUACGAUAUUGUGUCGAUAAAGAUGAUAAAAAUAAUAAUCCUAUUAAUAUAUAUAAAAGUGUUUUUGCUUUGAAUUUUAACAAUAAAAAUGUAUG